Messenger RNA from Eimeria mitis, 213 nucleotides. RefSeq lists its product as uncharacterized. NCBI's taxonomy places the organism in Eukaryota, Apicomplexa, Conoidasida, Eucoccidiorida, Eimeriidae. The transcript has a single exon. The record is from RefSeq and is a predicted model, not a curated record. The coding region runs from base 1 to 213 and encodes 70 amino acids.
AUGCAGCAGCAGCAGAAACUGCAGCAGCAGCAGCAGAAGACGCCGCAGCAGCAGCAGCAGACGCAGCAGCACCAGAAGAUGCUCCGGCGGAUGCAGCAGCAGCAGAUGCUGCAGCAGCAGCAGCAGCAGAAGCUGCAGCAGCAGCAGCAGCAGAAGCUGCUGCAGCAGAAGAUGAAGGAGCAGAGACUGCAGCAACAGAAGAGGAUGACAUAG